UAAGAAGAAAUACUAGUCCCUUGUAUGCAGACAACGGUCCAACACACACGUAAAACCGCCCCUGGUAUUCUCUCACACACACACUAUUUAUAUACACUGCAAUUCAUCAUCAAUUUCCAACACACUAAAUACAAUUCAAUCAAAUCAAAAUUCUCAUUCAGUCAAAAUCAUGGAUACCAAAGUCGGUUCUCUAGAAGCUGCCGCUGCUCCUAACGGCAACAUCGGCUGCCCUUCCCAAAUCAACGGUGCUACUUGCAUACAGUCCUCCGCCGUCUCAUUCAACUCCGCCGAAGCCACUCUCGGCCGCCACCUCGCUCGCCGCCUCGUGCAGAUCGGCGUCUCCGACGUCUUUUCCGUACCAGGCGACUUUAACCUAACUUUGCUCGAUCACCUCAUUGCUGAGCCCGGCCUCAACCUCGUCGGCUGCUGCAACGAGCUCAACGCCGGUUACGCUGCUGACGGUUACGCUAGGUCUCGUGGCGUCGGUGCUUGUGUCGUCACCUUCACCGUUGGCGGACUCAGUGUUCUCAACGCCAUUGCUGGUGCCUACAGUGAGAAUCUUCCUCUCAUUUGUAUCGUUGGCGGGCCCAACUCUAAUGAUUACGGAACUAACAGAAUUCUUCAUCAUACCAUCGGAUUGCCGGAUUUCAGCCAGGAGCUUCGUUGUUUUCAGACGGUUACUUGCUAUCAGGCUGUGGUGAAUAACUUGGAAGAUGCACAUGAACUGAUCGAUACUGCGAUUUCAACUGCUCUGAAAGAGAGCAAACCUGUUUAUAUCAGCAUCGGCUGUAAUUUGCCUGCAAUCCCUCAUCCUACUUUCGCUCGAGAACCGGUUCCAUUUUCUCUAGCCCCCAAGAUGAGUAAUAAGAUGGGUUUGGAAGCAGCUGUUGAGGCGGCAGCAGAGUUCUUGAACAAGGCAGUAAAGCCUGUAAUGGUGGGUGGACCGAAACUACGAGUUGCACAAGCGUGCCAGGCGUUUGUUGAAUUGGCAGACACUUCUGGAUACGCUCUGGCGGUGACACCAGCAGGGAAAGGGCUAGUCCCCGAGCACCAUCCCCAUUUCAUUGGAACAUACUGGGGUGCUGUAAGCACGUCAUUCUGUGCAGAAAUUGUUGAAUCAGCAGAUGCUUAUAUCUUUGCUGGGCCCAUAUUCAACGAUUACAGCUCUGUAGGUUACUCUCUCCUUCUAAAGAAAGAGAAAGCACUGAUUGUUCAACCGGAUCGGGUGGUAGUUGGAAACGGACCGACUUUUGGUUGUGUUCUGAUGAAGGAUUUCUUAGAAGCUCUAGGGAAAAGGCUUAAGAAAAACACAACUGCGUAUGAAAACUACUAUCGGAUAUAUGUCCCUGAAGGGCAUCCUCUGAAAUGUGCCCCUAGGGAGCCAUUAAGGGUUAAUGUCUUGUUUGAACACAUACAAAAGAUGUUGUCUGGUGACACAGCUGUGAUUGCAGAAACAGGGGAUUCUUGGUUCAAUUGUCAGAAACUAAAAUUGCCAAAAGGAUGUGGGUAUGAAUUCCAGAUGCAAUAUGGGUCGAUUGGGUGGUCAGUUGGGGCUACUCUUGGGUAUGCACAGGCUGCAACUGAUAAGCGAGUGAUCGCAUGCAUUGGUGAUGGCAGCUUCCAGGUUACAGCCCAAGACGUGUCGACAAUGCUGAGAUGCGGGCAGAAAAACAUCAUCUUCCUGAUAAACAAUGGCGGUUACACUAUUGAAGUAGAGAUCCAUGAUGGGCCUUACAAUGUGAUAAAAAACUGGAACUACACUGCAUUCAUUGAUGCAAUCCACAACGGGGAGGGUAAGUGUUGGACAACAAAGGUGUUUUGUGAAGAAGAUCUGAUUGAGGCAAUAGAGACAGCAAGUGGAGCUAAAAAGGAUUGUUUAUGCUUCAUCGAAGUGAUGGCUCACAAGGACGAUACCAGCAAAGAGUUACUGGAGUGGGGUUCCAGAGUCUCGGCUGCUAACAGCCGUCCACCAAACCCUCAGUAAACCAUUUCUCCUUAGCAACAUCCUCUUGUUUUUGUUGAUAAAGGCACUACUACUACGACUGCUUUGUUUGUGUUCAUUUCUCCUUAGCAACAUCCUCUUGUUUUUGUUAAUAAAGGCACUACUACUACUACUACUACUUUGUUUGUGUUCAUAUAAUAUGAGGACCGUAAGGAUUGACAAUGCAAGCAAAUCACUUGUUUGUUCUUAAUAUGUAGAUCUUUACUUGAGAUUUAAAUCAUCUUUUUUA
This is a messenger RNA of Helianthus annuus (common sunflower), 2231 nucleotides long. Its product is annotated as pyruvate decarboxylase 1. The coding region runs from base 170 to 1984 and encodes 604 amino acids. The transcript has 4 exons. The record is from RefSeq and is a predicted model, not a curated record. Gene Ontology annotation, molecular function: thiamine pyrophosphate binding; magnesium ion binding; carboxy-lyase activity. Lineage: Eukaryota; Viridiplantae; Streptophyta; Magnoliopsida; Asterales; Asteraceae.